This is a messenger RNA of Topomyia yanbarensis, 2958 nucleotides long. RefSeq names its product SET and MYND domain-containing protein 4 (gene Smyd4-1). The coding region runs from base 99 to 2321 and encodes 740 amino acids. The transcript is spliced from 8 exons. Lineage: Eukaryota; Metazoa; Arthropoda; Insecta; Diptera; Culicidae. The record is from RefSeq and is a predicted model, not a curated record. Gene Ontology annotation, molecular function: protein binding.
AAUGACAGCUCACGACACAAGAUUGUUAUGAUUAUUCUCGAGUAUUUAGUUUGCGCAGUGUUGCUCCGUGUGUAUUUGCAUUGAAAAUAGUGUUGAUAAUGGAAAAUGGAUGGGAUUUGAUGGUGGCAAAGAUUGUCCGGGUUUACAACCUAACCAGUGUUAUCCAGAAAUAUUGCGGAGAAGUCGAAACCAUUCGUAAAUUACAAACUAUUCCCGAAGUUAGAAAAGCAUGCCGAUCCUGGUUGAAAAAGCUUCCCUCCGUUCGCGGUAAUGAUGAGGAAAAAUCUCAUCUGUAUCGCGAAAACGGAAAUGAGAUUUUUCGCGGGAGGAAGGGCCCCCAUGUGGCACUGGAGGCAUACAGUAAGGCCAUUUUUGCGGCGCCCCGCAAUUCAACUGCAUUGGCCAUGGCUCAUGCUAACCGUGCUAUUGUGCUGAUGAGUUUGAAACGAUUCCGUGAGGCUUACGAAGACUGCCAGCUGGCACUGGAGGGUGCCUAUCCAGAAGAAAACCAGCUUCGGGUACUUUUCCGUCAAGCAGAAUGCGCUCUUCAGAUACGCGAUCGAGAGGGACUGGAGAGAGCCUUGGAAGAAAUUGGGAAAAUUUCGGACGAACGGGACCUGGCCACUUUUGAAGAUGAAAGAUAUAAAAGACUACAACAGCUGGCAGGACUCAUAGCUAUAUCAGAAGUGCCGCCGGAUACUACUGAUGCGGUACUAGUUUUGCCACAGAUUGAAGAGAAAACAUCUGAUGAUUUCGGAAGGUACAUGGUUGCAAAAGAAGAUAUUAAGCAGAACUCUCCUAUUGUGCAGGAAAAGGCUGCUUCAUUUGUUCCAGUAUAUGAUCCUAGAGGUCGCUCUGAGCUUCCUCCCUUUGAUUGCCAGUACUGCGGUGAUGUUAAUAUCAUUCCAUUUCCUUGUGCAACCUGCGGAAGAGCAUGCUAUUGUAGCAUAGUAUGUCGUCAAAAACACAUUCCUGUGCAUCAAUACGAGUGCCCUGGCUAUGAAAAACAUUUGUGGUAUCUUAUAGGUAUUGCACAUUUAGGGAUUCGUAGUUUUCUUGAUGGAUUCCAGAGUAGCAUGCAGAAACUUAGCACAUCAGACGAAUGCACACCAGAGGUGUUGUUCAGCGAUGUUCUCGAUACAGCUGAAGCACAACAUGAGAGCUAUCACUACGGAAAGGUUCUCAGGUUAGUGACGAAUUUCGACAAGUUAGCGCUGUCCGAUAUGGUCCAAUAUUCGUUGACUGCCUACAUGCUUUCAUUAUAUUUGAGUGAGUUUACCGAUUUUUUCAAAACGUUGGGAGAAAAAUCCAGUAUCAUGUCGAAGGAUAACUGGAUAAUAUAUGUCGGAAGUGUUAUUUUUCGACAUAUUGGACAAUUGGUGUGUAAUGGACAUGCAAUCAGUGAGUUGCGUGGAAUAACUGCUUCCGAGAACAACUGCUUAGAGACGGAUAGUUUUAACAUUAGAGCAGGAUUUUUGCAUAGAUACUACGAAAGCACGCGUGUAUUUACCGGGAUAUUUCCGCAAAUAAGUAUGUUUAACCACUCUUGUGAACCGAAUAUCCGAAACUCUUUCAAUAAGAAUAUGCUGACAGUCUAUGCAACGCGAGAUAUAGAACCAGGAGGUGAGAUUUUCAAUUGCUAUGGACCGAACUGCAAAUUGAUGAACAAGGAAGAUCGUAAUUCCGCACUAAAGCAGCAGUAUUGUUUCGAAUGUAAAUGUGUCCGUUGUGUUUCUGGCAAAGAUGAUGAAUAUGAGAGGUACGAACACUUCAAAUGCCCUUUCUCCAAAUGUUCCAAAUAUUUUUUGGUGAAACAGAACGUUGAUCCUUUCGAAAAAGAUAUAAAAUGUCCCCUGUGUAGACGAAUCAUCGAUUGCUCUUGCUUCCAACUGAUUGCAAGUGGGAUGUCCAAUGAGCAGGAAAGUUGUUACGAAGACUUCGAAGAUGCCAUAAAUGCAUACAAAAAAUGUUCAUUAGUUUUAUCGGAAUUUCACGAAACAAAGAUUACACUUGCUCAUAUGAUUUUUAUUCAGUAUUUACCGUUUUCCGGGUUGGAUGAAAGGUGUCUGAAAGCGUUAAAGAAAUUGGCACAAGAGUUUAUACAUAUACGUGAAAAUCGCUUCGGCAAAAUGAGCCCUGAAUACGUUGUUGCCUGUUUCUACUUGAUGGAUCUACUUGUGAUCGAAUCGAAAUGUGAGGGUGAGUUCAGUUUGGAUCAGACAUCAGCGGAAAUCUUAACUGAUUUCAAGAAAGCAAUCGAAAUUUUCGGAAUCAGCACCAGAACGAAAAUUUUAAAUUAUUUGAAAGUGAAUUUAGGUUAAUUAUUUCCUCGUCAAUUGAAAAGUUUACGAAUAAAAUUUAAAAAAUACUAUUCAUAUUGUUCUUCCUAGCUAUAUUGUACUACGCUCAUCAUUGGCUACAAAUCAAAGUGUGCAUUUAAUAUACUGCCCAUAAUCUCAAGUCAGUCCCAUGUUCUAUGGAAUUCCACUAUUACAUGAGACUGAUUUUCGAUUAUAGACAGAACAGUUCUCGUAAUAUUUCCAUCGCAUUGGUUUUUUUAGUUUUUCCCAUUAUUUCCCUUGUAUAUAGUUUUAUACUCAGGUUGUCUUGUGCAGAAAGGAAUAUAAUUUUUAGUAAUAUGAUUGAAUUUAUAUGAUAAAUAGAUAGAUGGAAAUUUUCGUUUAUUCAAUUAUUCAAUUAUAUUAGCACUUAUCUUCAUCAUACAAUUAAGAUUGAGUGCGGGCGAAUAUGAAAUUGUGUUCUAAUAAUGUAACUGAAUUCUAGUUUUCAAUUUGAGUUAUGCACGAAAUAAUUUUAUGAGGUUAAUAGGUGUUUAUCCAGUCGAAAAUAAAAAGACGAAUACGAUUAGGUAUAGUGAAUUAUUGUCAAAAUUAGUCUAUACUGACUAAACAAUCAACGGUCGAAUAUGUAAUUACAAUAAACAAUUAUGGUAGCCAA